This is a messenger RNA of Acanthoscelides obtectus, 1691 nucleotides long. NCBI's taxonomy places the organism in Eukaryota, Metazoa, Arthropoda, Insecta, Coleoptera, Chrysomelidae. The record is from the annotation of a GenBank genome assembly.
GUUGACAUUUGUGGUUGACAACCUGGAAGUUGUGUGUUCUGUGUUUGUGUAUUUCUAAUUUUAUUAGUGUAUAUCUGCCCCUCAUGUACGUUGUAGUUUACUUUUUGGCGCCAUAAAUAUAUGAAAAAGAUAAUUAUAAAUGUCCGAAAUGGAGUCUAAUGUGAAGAAAUACAUCAUUAGUGUUCUCACCUCGUCACCACUUACUAUGACGAUAAAUCAGCUGAGUAAGGACUACAGAAAUAUGCUCGGGGAGGAAAUACCAUACCACAAAUUAGGAUACAAUUCCAUGGAACAUUUCUUGAAAUCUAUCUCUGAUACAGUACAGGUUAAAGGCAGUGGGCCCAUGGCAACAGUACUCCCUGUCAUUUCUGAAAAGUCCAAGCAUAUAAAUGAACUUGUUACAAAUCAAAAGAUAACUAGGAAAAAGACUUCACACAGGCAAUCCUUCCCCAUUCAACAGAGGAAACAUCUCCAAUAUCAAAAACCAGUAAUCACAAAUCCUUACAAACAACCUGGUACACAACCUCAACGCCACAAGAUUUUUUAUCCACCAAGCGAGAGCAGUUCCUCAUAUCAAAGCUAUCCUGAGAAACCAGUCCAAAAAGUUGAUGAACCAGUCGAGAGACCCAAUCAGCAACCAGUUCUGAAUACAAGUACACCUGAAAAUCGUGAACGAAAUCCCUCUAAGUUGAAUUUAGCGACAAAUAAAUUGCCCGAGAAGAGCCCAGAUAUUUACAAGAGGAUUGUUGAUAGUCAUAUGCCAAAAUCUAGCUCAAGUGUUGAAGAAAAGAGUGAUUCGCAAAAUUCCCUGGCUGUGGCAGAACUAAAAAACUUUUAUUCGAUAGAAUACCGGCUGAGGUAGGCGAUAUUCAAAGCAAUGUCCCUCUACCAAUAAGAGAAAAUCUAAAGUUUUUGAUAGGACAACAUGAAAAUGGGAUAUGGUGUGCAGAUCUUCCCAAACUCUAUAGGUCAAUGUUUUGCAAGGAUAUAAACUAUGAAGAUUUUGGUUAUGCAAGCUUGAGCCAACUUUGCAUAUCGUUACCCUCAAUAUUCCACUAUUGUCGUCCUUCUGAUUCUGAUUUCAGAUUGUAUGAUAGAAACAAACCCUUGCCACCAAGUGCAGAGACAAAAUUCACUGUUGCCAGUUAUACUGUUGGAAGUAAAAAUCUAAAUGAAGGUGAAAUCUGUGCUUUGCCAAAUAUUGAGUGGGACUAUGUGGAGAGCUUUCUGCCAGAAAGCGUAUAUAAACCUGGUAACGAAAUACCUAGAGAGUUUGUACCACCUGAAACAAAGGAGGGGCGAUACAAUCAAGAUUGGAGUUGGUGAAGUGUUUGAUUUGUCCAAGGUUGGGUAUUUUAGAUGAUGGAAAUUUGGACAAUCUCAUGGAUGAAUUGCAGGAUUUCUAUGCAACAAAUGCCUCACGAUACUCGAUGAAUGAAAGUUUGAUAAGAGAAGGGGUCUACUGUGCAAAAAUUAUUUAUGGAGAGUAUCAUAGGGCAGUCAUUGUUGAUGUUUUACCCGAGGUCAAAGAUAGUAUAAAGGCAAGUAUUCAUGAAAUUACCUAAAAAAAACAUUUUAGCAAAGCUACUUUAUAUUACUGUUUAAUUUGAUAUAAACCCUUUUUUCCAUUUCUGCAAAAUGAUUUACCAGUACAGUGAGAUUUCUUUUUGGUAGAAAUUACCUCUAAUGAC